GUGAAUGCCAUCUUUAUUAGUUGCAUGAGACGCGCGGGGCAUAGCGGUUGAUGUGUCAAAUAGUGAAAUCCACCACAAUAUUUGGAUGAACAUGGUGUUUAUACAGAAAAGAUGAUUUUUAACGUCCAAUUUUGAUUAGAAUAAAUUGAGGAAAAAAUGGUUAGCAACACCUCACGGGGAACUCCCCGUAUCCAGGUCUUUAGACCCACAUACGAAGAGUUCAAAGAUUUUACCAAGUAUGUGGAAUACAUGGAAAGCAAAGGAGCUCAUAAGGCUGGCUUGGCGAAAGUAAUUCCUCCGGUUGAGUGGAUCCCAAGAAAAAGAGGCUAUAACUUGGAUGAUAUGGAUCUCACAAUUCCUGCACCAAUUUGCCAGGUAGUAACUGGCAAACAAGGCCUUUAUCAGCAAAUUAACAUACAGAAGAAAUCAAUGACUGUUAAAGAAUAUAGAAAAUUGGCUAACUCUGAACGGUAUAAUACUCCUCGUCACUUUGAUUACGAAGAUUUAGAGAGGAAGUACUGGAAGAAUAUAACAUAUGUUGCACCUAUAUAUGGGGCAGAUGUAUCUGGCUCGUUAACCGAUCCAGAUGUGAAAGAGUGGAAUAUUAAUCAUUUGGGAACAAUACUUGAUUAUGUGAAUAAAGAUUAUGGUAUAUCUAUUGAUGGUGUUAAUACAGCAUACUUGUAUUUUGGGAUGUGGAAAACUACGUUUGCCUGGCAUACAGAGGAUAUGGAUUUGUAUUCGAUAAAUUAUUUACAUUUUGGAGCUCCAAAAACAUGGUAUGCUAUACCACCAGAACAUGGCAGACGAUUAGAGAGACUAGCUAGUUUUUACUUCCCAUCAAGUUAUCAAAGUUGUCGGGCUUUUCUACGUCAUAAAAUGUCUCUCAUUUCUCCUCAAAUAUUGAAGCAACAUUCUAUUCCAUACAAUAAAAUAACGCAAGAAGCUGGAGAAAUUAUGAUCACUUUCCCUUAUGGAUACCAUGCGGGUUUCAAUCAUGGAUUCAACUGCGCUGAAUCCACGAAUUUCGCUGCACCACGAUGGGUAGAAUACGGUAAAAGGGCUAUACAAUGUACCUGUAGUAAAGAUAUGGUUAAGAUAUCUAUGGACACAUUCGUGAAACGUUUUCAACCAGAAAGGUAUGAAUUAUGGUUACGCGGAGAAGAUAUAGGUCCUCAUCCUGAAGAUCCUAAACAAACAGCCGCACCUAUGCCUUCUCAAAUGGAUCUUCUAUGUAGUAAUAGUAGCAAUGGUCAAUUACCACAAAGUUACUUGAACGCUGCUCCAAAAAAUAAACGACACACUAUACAUAAAAAGAAGAAUAUAAUGGCAACAAAUCCGGAUGUUGACAUGGAAGAAUUAGUAAACCGUUCUGAUAUUCCACCAGAUGUCAAGAAAGUGUUACAAGAUUUAGAAUUGGAAGAAGCAUAUGAUCAACCAGAUGAACAACAGUUGGAAGUUUUAGAAGAUAUAUGGCUGAAAGCAGGAGAAAUGGAUGUAGAUGAGGCUUCUGUAUACGAUGACGGUUACAAUCGUAAAAAGAGUAGAAAAAGGAAGAAGAGGAAUGCGGAUAAAAAUAAAUCAAAGUCCAAGAAAGAUUACAACAAAAGUAUUACUGAUGAAGUUACAGUAAAGACUGAAAUAAAAGAGGAAGUAGACGAAAGCUAUAACUUCUUGCCUCCUGCGGAGCAAAGUGCUCAAUUAGAAAGCGACGUAGUUCCAGGUAGUUCCAACGUCAUUAUAACAAGUGACGAUAUCGUUAGAAGCAUAAAAAUAGAAGAAGAAUCUGACUUUUCGGACACCACUGAUAAACCAGUGAAAAAGAAGAAAAAACAUUCGAAGUGUGGAGAGCCAAAGAAGAUUAAAUCAAAGAACAUAAAUAAAACUAAACGUAAAAGUUUGAAUGUGUCUAUUUUCGAUACCAACGAGCCUUUGGAUGUGUCUGACGCCGACGUACAACGGAAACUUAUGGCUAUGCCAAGUCUUAAUUUACACAAAUCCUCAACAAUUAAUAAAGAAACCACUAACCAUAUAUCAGGAACGACGACUUUUGCUGAUAACAAUACUAACAUGAGUCCCAUCAAAGAGAAGAAUGUUAUAAAUAUUACAAAUAGCAGUCAAGUUGCAAUUCCUACAUAUAGAGAUACAAAAGAAAUGGAGAUUUUAGAAGAUGAUGUGGAACAGCAAGUAAAUUUGUAUGCGAAGAGUACAAAAAAAGAUAGCAUAGUUACAAUAAAGCCAUCAUUUUCUAAGCAAAUUCCAUUGAAGAAUAUUUCUUUGGAUCAAGUGAAAGCUGCUAACAAAAUUGACAAAGCUGUGGAAUCUGAAUUCAUCAGUGGGGAUACUCAGAUCACUAUACAAGAAACGAAACCUGGCAUUUACACCAGCUGUAAAAGUGUAGGAACGAUUAUAAGUGAAAGGUCGAUACUUAAUUACUCGAAAAAAGACAUCAUAAAAGCUCCUAGAUUGAGUGUGCUGAAAUCAGCAUAUAAUAUACCAGCGACCGAAGUAUCUCCAAAGGUUAGCACUGAGAAAUCUAUUGGAGCAGAGAGCGAUACUCAUGUACCACCCAAAAGCAUAGUAAUUUCACCAAAGAGUUGGCCUAUCGCCAAAUCACAAGAACCUAAACUCUCGGGACCAAGCAUAAUGUUUUUAAACACUAAUUUCUCUAAGCCACCGAUUUUACAGAAGGAAACAUCUCAAGAAGUAGGGAACGGAACGAAACGCGUGAAAGUUUCAAAAUCUGUAACUCCAUGCGCUAUUCAGAUACCACGAUUGGAAGGUAUUUUUACUAAAAAUACAAUUUUGGCACAACCAUUAGGAAAAAGAUCUUCUACGGAUACAUCGAAGAUGAUAGCAACCAAAUUUUGGCAACCGUCUACUAGUAAUAACAGCGUGUUCUUCUUGAAGGAUAUAAGAGACGACAAGCAAGUUCCUUCAACAGUUACAAACGCAGAAAUACCUGAAGUCUCUGUUUCGUCUUCCCCGUUAAAUUUAUCGGGCAACAAUACGUUCUUUUUGACCACAACUUCAAAAUGCACAAACAUUGCAUUAAAUUCUCAGCCCUCGAUGAUGAUCGAUUUUAACAAAAAAUAUUUACAGACCUCUACUUCCGUUCCAAGUACGGCUAGUUCCUUCGUGAAGAUUAUACCAAAAUCGCAAGAUCAGUUAUUUAUAAAAAAGCCAAUUAAUCAAAAGGAAGAAAUCUGUAACAAGAUCUUUAAGAGCACAGGUACGAUCGUUAGCAAUGUAAAGACCGUAUCGACGCAGGUGGACAGUUCAUUGGAAGUUAUUAGCAAAAAUAUAAAUAUCACGACAUUAGAUACUGGUACACAGUACACUACAAAUCAUUCCAGCACGGACUUACAAGAUUCUCAAAAAUCAAUUACUGUUUCACCCUCGCAACAGGAGGAACAAUUUUCAAACGUAAAAGUAGUCGAUGAUCAACUGCAACCUCAGAAUAUAGAAAAGAGUUUGGAGAGUACCAAUUCACUACCAUUGAAGCAGUUAACGAGUUCGAGACGGAAAUUAAAAGAAAAAUUGAAGAAAGCAACCACUAGAAAAAAAGAAUCCACUGAGAUGAAAAUGGUUGCAGCAACGUCGAAUUUGGAGGAGUCAAAUAUAGUUACGUGCUCUGUGGAUCAAUCACCUUUGGUGUCUCAUCGUGUAUCAAUGGUACCAGGACAUAUAUCGGACAUGUUGUAUCCUACCGUUCCAAAUAAUGAUUUACUAAAAGCAUUCAAUGAUUAUUGGAGUGCUCAAAUAUCUCACUGUGCCAUUUGCGCACCGUUUACCUCAAGUUGUAAUGGACACGGCAGGUUAAUGCCACCAGACUGGAAAUAUUGUAAGCCCACCGUUUUACCAGAGAGUUCACCGAUAUGGGUAUCUGCGAAUAUAUUCGUUGCCAACUCAAAAGAACAAAUGGUUGAACCGGAAAAUGAUAAGAUUUUACGUUGUAGAGAGUGUCAUGUCACGGUUCAUGCCUCCUGUUAUGGAAUCACUGUAUUACCUACAGAUUUACGAAAUUGGGCUUGCGAUAAGUGCAAGGCUGGUAAAACACAAGUGAUGUGUUGUUUGUGUCCUAUGCGGGGAGGAGCUCUUAAGCGAACCAGCGAUGGUAAUUGGGCACACAUACUAUGCGCUCUUUUAUUACCUGGAGUCACUUUUAAGGAUGCUAUAAAUAAGGACCCCAUUAACGUAUUGACUAUCAAACCAGAUAAUGUUAAACAACAAUGUCGUUAUUGUGGGCAGAAGGAUGGCGCAUGUCUUAAAUGUAGUCACUGUAGCAAUCUGUUUCAUCCGUCUUGUGGUCUCGUCUCUGGCGCUACGUUUACGAUUCCCGUAUACAAUUCACCUGAACUUCAGGUAUAUACAUCACAGAGAAUAAGAGUAACGUGUGACGGACAUGACGAUGGAAAAGAAAAGAUACCACCGCUUCGACAAGGAGAAACUGUUUGGGCAAAGCAUCGAAAUACACGAUAUUAUAAGGCCAAAGUAGAUUCCAUACACGAUACUUUAUUUUAUAUGGUGACGUUCAAUGAUGACAGUUUCAGCGAUGAUUUAUAUCCAUCGGAUAUUAUGAAUUACGAUCCUGGAAAUCCACCACAACAAGGAGCUGCAGUUGUUGUGAAGUGGACAGAUGGCAACAUGUAUAAUGGUAUUUUCGAAGGUACAAAUCACCGGAUCAUGUAUACUGUAAUUUUUGAGGAUGGUUCCCAACUUCCAUUGAAGCGAAACGACAUAUACAGCUUACAGGAAGAUAUGCCAAAAAGAGUUCGGUCACGUUUGUCUGUUGCGACCGAAAUGAAGCACCGGUAUCAUCUGUAUGGCACGGAGGAUGAAUCGGAGGCGCAAAGAAAGGUGAAACAGUCGAAACAUUGUGAUUAGAACGAAAAAUUAUAUACGAUUCGUUGUAAAUAAUCAAUAGAGACAAAUAAUCAAUUUAUUGUACAUACCAUAUACGAAACAAUUGUACCUAAUCAUUUGGUCUUUUCUAAACGUAUACGUUGUUAAGAACAGACCAAAUUUGAUAAAUUUUUACUUUUCUUCA
This is a messenger RNA of Bombus huntii, 5050 nucleotides long. RefSeq names its product lysine-specific demethylase 4C-like. Bases 157 to 4887 code for a protein of 1576 amino acids. Gene Ontology annotation, biological process: chromatin remodeling. Lineage: Eukaryota; Metazoa; Arthropoda; Insecta; Hymenoptera; Apidae. The record is from RefSeq and is a predicted model, not a curated record. The transcript is spliced from 11 exons. Gene Ontology annotation, cellular component: nucleus. Gene Ontology annotation, molecular function: histone H3K36 demethylase activity; histone H3K9 demethylase activity.